This is a messenger RNA of Eurytemora carolleeae, 3749 nucleotides long. RefSeq names its product kinesin-like protein KIF19. The transcript has 44 exons. The record is from RefSeq and is a predicted model, not a curated record. Bases 50 to 3730 code for a protein of 1226 amino acids. Gene Ontology annotation, molecular function: microtubule motor activity; ATP binding; microtubule binding. Gene Ontology annotation, biological process: microtubule-based movement. Lineage: Eukaryota; Metazoa; Arthropoda; Copepoda; Calanoida; Temoridae.
GUUUUUAUUUUUAAACUGCUAUUUAGAAAAUACAUUGUCAUGUAAAAUAAUGGUAAAGAAUAAUCUGCAGUUAAAGGGGCGGCUGAGCCCCCUCAAGUCCCCGGCAAGGGUCAAGCGCAGAUCAUUAUCAAGCAGGUCUGCUAGCACAAGCAGUGCUUCUGGUACAGGCUCUGCUGCUGCUCCUCUUGUAGCAAAUAUCAAUGUUGCUGUUCGUGUCAGACCGGAGAAUUCUCGCGAGGAGGCCGGAGCAUUCAGAACAAUUGUCGAUGUCGUCGAUAAGAAUAUGCUGGUCUUUGAUCCUCAGGAUGGAGACGAUGAAGUAUUUUUCUUUAAGGGUAAACGGCAGGGAAUGCGGGACUUGAACAAGAAAGAAAAGAAGGACAAGAAGUUCACCUUCGACAACGUAUACGGACAGGAGUCCACAAACCAGGAAAUAUUCGAGGGAACUACCAAGAACGUGGUCAAUACGCUUUUCGAUGGUUAUAACUGCUGUGUGUUUGCUUAUGGGGCAACGGGAGCUGGAAAAACUCAUACAAUGCUCGGAUCUAAGGACAACCCCGGUAUAGUUUUUCUCACCAUGGCGGAGAUCUUUAAUAAAAUAGAUGUGCUUGGAGAGGAGACUCAUUUUGAAAUAUUUAUGAGCUAUUUGGAGGUGUAUAAUGAGGGAUUAAGGGAUCUCCUCGAUAUAUCAAAAGUUCUUGUCAUUCGAGAGGACAACAAGAAUGGAACAUCUAUAUCAGGUCUGAGCAUUCACAAACCUAGUGGUCCAGCAGAGGUUCUUAAUCUUCUCAGUUAUGGUAACAGUAACAGAUCUCAGCACCCUACAGAUCAUAAUAAGGAGUCAUCUCGGUCUCAUGCUGUUCUCCAGAUUAUUGUACAACAAAAGCCCAAGGAUUCUGGUCUCAGCGCGGAAGUCAAGACUGCCAAGCUAUCGAUGAUAGAUCUAGCUGGGAGUGAGAAGGGAACUGCUACAGGACACAAAGGAGCCAGGUUCAGGGAGGGAGCUAAUAUCAACAAAUCUCUUCUAGCUCUGGGGAAUUGUAUAAACGCUCUGGCUAGUGGUUCCAAGUAUAUUCCAUACAGAGCUUCCAAACUCACCAGGCUUCUCAAGGACUCAAUAGGGGGUAACUGUGCAACUGUGAUGAUUGCUAAUAUCUCCCCAUCUAGUCAAACAUACGAGGAUACACUCAAUACCCUCAAGUACGCAGAUAGAGCGAAGCAAAUUAAGAUUGAUUUGAAGAAGAAUGUGAUGAACGUUGACUUCCACGUAGCACAGUAUGCCAAGAUUGUUGAAGAUUUGAGAACUGAAAUUGUUGCCCUGAAAGAUAAGUUAAAGAAUCUUGAGUUAGAGAAUGAAGAAUUGAAACAUGGUAAAAUUCAGGACGAGGAAAUGGUAGAUUUGAACAGUAUCAGUUCUCUUAAAUCUCAGCUUAACAACCUUAUCCUACGACAACAGGACUACGAUAAUUUAAAGGCUCGAAUGGCGGAGUGGGAAAAAUCUGGUUCGAAUGAUUCUUCCUUGGCGGCGGAGAUUGAAAGGUUGAAGGCGGAGAAUAGUUCGUUAAAAGCCGAAUGUCUGGGAUUGAAGUUCAGUCGGCCUAUCCUGCAGAGCAUUGUUAAAGAUGAGAGUGAAGAUAACAUACUUGUAUCCCUGCUAGAGGAGAGAAGGAUACUUGUUAAAAAUAUUGGAAAUGAAAAAUCUCUGAUUUCGUCUCUUGAACUCAGGGUUCAUUUUACAAAGAUGCAAGAUGAGAGAUCUGAAAUGAUUUGCUUAGAUCAGAAGGAAAAGGAGAAGAGUGUCGUGAAGACUAGAAAGAAGGUAGAGUCUACUCAGAGGAAAAUUGAGAAGAAACAAGAGAGAAUAUCAGCUUAUCUACAGAAACUAGAAACUCUAAGUGAACGGAUAAAUGACGAAAUCAGCAAGAACCCAAGCAGUACAACGGCAAGGCUGGCUUCCAUGCAAAUGGCCUUGGAGGAUCAUAAGGUUGAGAACGGACUGCUCCAUGUGGUGGUCCACAGUAUGGAAGGAGAACUAAACAGAAUGCAUGCAGAUAUGUCGGCUUCUCUACCUAUCCUUGCUAAAAACGAGAAACUACUGCGAGGACAUGGCAUCCAGAGUAAUUCUGAUAAACAGCGGUAUGCGGAGCUACAGGACCGUAUCCUGGGGGUUAGACAAAUCACCUGGGCUGAGAACCUUAAUAAUUCAGAGAGCGUGGAACUGGUUUUAUCUGUUUACCAACAAUGCGCCAGGAUAUCCCUACCUCAUCUUAUACCAGCAACAAGGGCUGAGAGCGUAGAGAAAAGAGUUUUAUACUCUGAUGAAACAAUGGCUAAUUCCACAACCCUACUGGGAUGUGACGAGAUGAAUUCUGGGAUUGAACAGAUAAAUUCAAGGCCCUUCCUUCCAAUCUUUGCCUCAGAUGCUCCUUCUUCGACCACUCAUCCAACCAUCAAUAUCAGUCCUGCCUCUAUACACAAACCCAAGCCUGGAGAUGCUAACGAAACCUCUAAUGCUGCAGAUGAUACAGUAGAGAUGAAUAGAUUAGACGACACGGAUGAGAUUGUUUGUGCGACCCCUGUAGUCCCUGUGGUGCGAGCAGUGCGUCCUCUUGAACUGAUUCCUGCAACUCCCCAGCUGGUUAGGCAGUCCUCCAACCUUCCACCCGGUAAUUCAACUACAAACACAUCAUUCGUUGUUACUCCCUCAGCAGAUAUACAAGAUGUUUCGUUGAGACCUUCGGAGGCUGUAAACAUGACCGUUGAACUCGGAGUUGGUUUUCCAGGGGAGGCUGAGUUGACCGCCCAGAUAUUUCCUAAACGUCUGGCUGACCGGUUUACUGAGGAGGAGGAGGUUGGAACACCUGGAAAAAAGGUUAAACUUGAUUCUACAUACUGCUCUGAAAAAACAUCAGCCUGGAUGUCCCACAGACCGGUAGAAGAGAUUCCUGAGAGUCCUUUGUUAAGAAAGUGCAGUAGACAAGAAAAUCCUGCUGGUGAGAACUGUGGAGCAGAUAUUAGUGUGAACCUGGAUCCAUCUAGUCCAGCUCUCUCAGGGUUGAAUGAGACGAUCACCCUGGUCUCAAAACUAGAUAAACAGUGCGACCUAAACUCAGUUGAAACGGUGCCAGUAGUUAGUAACAAACAUCUGACAAUCAACCUUAAUUCUACAUUUCCAGUAGUUGAAGAGGCGAUGGAUGUGGACAGUACAAAAUCUUUAUCUAACAUUAGUUUAAUUCAACCUCCACCUCCAGGGAGUGUUCGUCUAGCUCCUUCCCCCAGAUCCCCUGUCAGAGCUGGACUAGGUAUUUCACCAACAGGAAUUCCGAGACGUGCUACACCAUCACCACUAAGACAAAGUACGUUGUUGGACUUAAAGUCAGAUUCCAUGCCCGCGCCUCAACAGAGAAAAAGUCCAGGAUCAGGGUUUAAACCUUCGAAUCCUCGUCCCCUUGUAAAGCCGGGAAUGAAGAAGAAGUUGGGGAGUUCCGCGUCUGCCAGUGUACUGCCUCGACCUGGUACAACGGGGCCAGUGUCUUUCAGAUCGACUAUACAGAGACUAAAUGGGAAGGAACCAGAUGGCGCCGGAUCUAAUUAUAUGCAAGGGACAGCGUCAAGCAAGUUCAAGAUUGACCGUAAGCCUGCUGGGUCAAAGGGUGUUGAGAAUCCUGGUGGUAAGAAACUUGGGCUAAAGAGAACAGUUUCAGCUGUUCUUAAACAUACCAAUAAAUAGAGAUAUAUUUUACAUUUAA